This is a messenger RNA of Ziziphus jujuba (common jujube), 1355 nucleotides long. RefSeq names its product uracil phosphoribosyltransferase. The transcript is spliced from 10 exons. The coding region runs from base 451 to 972 and encodes 173 amino acids. The record is from RefSeq and is a predicted model, not a curated record. Lineage: Eukaryota; Viridiplantae; Streptophyta; Magnoliopsida; Rosales; Rhamnaceae.
AAAGUAUUAUGUAAUGCUUUUCUCACGCUUGAAAACUUACCUCUAAUAAUUCUUCUAGAUGUAGACAUUAAUGAUGUUCUAGGAAGCUUCAUAGCCCAUGCGGCGGCGUUGAUUUCUUGAACGAAAGGUUAACGAUAAAACAGAGGGAAACAGAUAACUUAUUUCAGACUUCAAAUUUUAGAUGAGGUGUCAGCAUUCUUCGAUGGAGAGGGAGGGACAGUGGAUCCAAAAUUUUAUUUUAUUAUUUUUUAUUUAUUAUUAUUAUUAUUUUAUUUUAUUUAUUUUUUAUUUUUUGCAAAGAAAUAUCAACAGUACAAGUACUACAGGUGGACAACUUUCAAUCUGGAUAGCAUGAACCGUGAAGUUUAUGUACCGCCACAUCCAUUGAUCAAGCACUAGGUAUCAGUUUUAAGGAAUGAACAAACUCCCUGUGCCAUUUUUAGAAAUGCAAUGGCUGAGUUGGGAAGGCUACUUAUGUACGAGGCUUCAAGGGAUUGGCUGCCAACUGUAACAGGGGAGAUUCAGUCACCAAUGUCUGUUGCCUCUGUUGAGUUUAUAGACCCAAGGGAACCUGUGGCGGUUACUACAGCAUCCUUUAUUGUUCCAAUAUUAAGGGCUGGGCUAGCUCUAGCAGAACAUGCCUCUUCUAUUUUGCCAGCAACCAAAACAUAUCAUCUGGGGUUCAGCAGAGAUGAGGAAACACUUCUUCCAGCAUUAUAUCUUAACAAGCUACCUGAUAUAUUUCCUGAAGGGUCUCGAAUAUUUGUGGUUGAUCCUAUGCUGGCAACAGGUGGCACAAUAGUUGCAGCUGUCAACCUCUUAAAGGAACGUGGGAUUGGUAAUCAGCAAAUUAAAGUGAUAUGUGCUGUAGCUGCUCUUCCUGCUCUUCAAAAGCUGAGUGAGAAUUUCCCUGGGCUUCCCGUAUACAUUGGAAUAAUUGAUCCCACUGUCAAUGAUAAAGGGUCAGUGUGAGAUCUCAUAUCGGUUAGAAAGGAGAACGAAUCAUGCCUUAUAAAAGGGUGUGGAUACCUUUCCCUUGAAAAGCGUUUUAAAACCAUGUGGGCGGGGCCCAAAGUGGACAAUGUCUCAUGUGGGUGGUGUGGGCUGUUACAGUUGGUGGGUCCCAAGGAGGGUGGAUUGUGAAAUCUCAUAUCGGUUGGAAAGGGGAACGAAACAUGCUUUAUAAGAAUGCGUGGAUACCUUUCCCUUGAGAGGCCCUUUAAAACCAUGCGGGCGAGGUUCAAAGCGGACAAUAUUUCAUGAAGUGUUGCCCAGGUUAAAAUCCUCGGUUAACCAGUUGUAAACAUGAAUAAUUUUUGUUUAUAAAUUAGAUGGUAGAAGAUUCCGAAUAGUCA